ACGGAGCCAGCUAAAUCACGUAACUAGUCACCAAAUAUGAACUCUCAAGUGUGUUUGGCUCUACUCCUCUCCAUGGGGUCUGUUUACCAGACAAUUACCAAUGCUGUUCUUAUGGAAAAACUGGCAAACAGCAAAACCUGUGCAGAUGACGAGUGCUCAUAUGCUCUAUCUUUGGCGAUUGCUCUGGAUGACUUUAUGGCCCCUGACUGUAGAUUCAUCAACAUCAAGAAGGGCCAGACGAUCUACGUGUACUCUAAACUUACACCAGAGGAGGGUGCUGGAGUCUUCUGGUCAGGAAGUGUUUACAGCGAGCGGUAUGUGGACCAAAUGGGCAUCCUUGGAUACUUCCCCAGCAACUUAGUGAAGGAGACUGUCAAGUUUAAAAAGAAUACUGAUACUGUAAUGAUCCCUACAACCGAUGUUGACUUUUACUGUUUUUGAAUAUAUGGUUCAUUUAGAGUGCAAUGUGUGUUUUAGCUGUUUUGUUUUAUUCAGAGAAUUACAAAGAAAAUAUUUGGACAAAUAGAUCUCUUUGAUCUGUGAAUGAAAAAAAAAACAUUUGUAUUUUGAUUUACAUGUUUUUAACAACAAACAUAUUUUCUCUUUAUACAGGAUUGCUAUGACUAAUACUUUAGGCCAUACUGUUUAGAAGUUCAGAGUUAUGGGUGUGGUGUUGGAAUUUGUCUGAAUGGAAGUUACUGGGUUUCCAAGAACAAACCCCACAAUAACAUCAUGUUGCCUGGGUAAUGUUAGAUUCAGAGGGAACCUUUUACUACUAUUUAGUCUUUUUUACAUUCUAUCAUGAAUGGACUUAGGUAUAUUAGGCAUUAGGUACAUAAUGGGAUAAUCAUAUAUGUAUCAUGACUGUAAUCAUAACUGUUGUAGUCAUGUAUUGUAAAUGUUGUUCCUAUCCUGUGCUGUAUGUGUUAUCAGUGUAAUCAGAGCAAUGGUAAUAAUGUAUCACGUAUUGCAAUUAUUGCUGUUAUGUGUAACCAACUGUGGUCUGGGAGGAAGGUCAUGACUGAUGAACCAGCAGGGGGCUAGACAAGACACGGCAUGCAUUAAUUGACAUGUCACAGAGACAAGACACGGCAUGCAUUAAUUGACAUGUCACAGAGACAAGACACGGCAUGCAUUAAUUGACAUGUCACAGAGACAAGACACGGCAUGCAUUAAUUGACAUGUCACAGAGACAAGACACGGCAUGCAUUAAUUGACAUGUCACAGAGACAAGACACGGCAUGCAUUAAUUGACAUGUCACAGAGACAAGACACGGCAUGCAUUAAUUGACAUGUCACAGAGACAAGACACGGCAUGCAUUAAUUGACAUGUCACAGAGACAAGACACGGCAUGCAUUAAUUGACAUGUCACAGAGACAAGACACGGCAUGCAUUAAUUGACAUGUCACAGAGACAAGACAGCAUGCAUUAAUUGACAUGUCACAGAGACAAGACAGCUAGCAUUAAUUGACAUGUCAUAGAGACAAGACAGCAUGCAUUAAUUGACAUGUCACAGAGACAAGACACAGCAUGCAUUAAUUGACAUGUCACAGAGACAAGACAGCAUGUGUGACAUAACUUGCCUACAUUCUACAUAAAUAUAUUUACAUAUAUUAUGUAAACAUAUAUUUACAAUUGUUAUUUUGGAAGUUUCAUAAAAAUGUACUAUGAACUGUUA
Esox lucius (northern pike) is the source of this 1679-nucleotide messenger RNA. RefSeq names its product otoraplin. The record is from RefSeq and is a predicted model, not a curated record. NCBI's taxonomy places the organism in Eukaryota, Metazoa, Chordata, Actinopteri, Esociformes, Esocidae. The coding region runs from base 37 to 441 and encodes 134 amino acids. The transcript is spliced from 5 exons. Gene Ontology annotation, biological process: cartilage condensation. Gene Ontology annotation, molecular function: protein binding.